AUGUACUUUACCUCCCUUUUCGUCUCUUGCAUCCUCGCCAGCUUCUUCACAGGCUCAGCCUCUCCGCUCCUGCUACUUCCUCCCCAAAUGAACGAAUUGGCCUUCUUCCACCAAACGCCCCAUCCCAGGAUCUAUGCUCAAUUCCAGCAAUGCACUCCCAACUGGGCGAAUUCCACCAACUUCUCGUUCACAAAGUGGGGUCGGAUUUACAUUCCUCAGUAUAAGCAAUGCCUAGCCGUCACGGAACCAUACGGACCACAGCCUUACGUCGUCAAGCGUGUACCUUGCUUGAACAGCGCUGCUGGCGAAAUGGCCACACCAAAGUCCAUCCCACAAAACUGGGACGUCGAUAGUAGAGGAUUCAUGACUUGGACCGGAAAGACAAAAGAAGAUGGUUCGCUCGUCCAGGGAGAUGGUUCUUGCAAACCAGGUGCCUAUGGUUACCUAUCGGACAAACAUCACGAGCCUAUCACUGGUAAAUCGGGAGAGUACAGAGCUUCGCUCGUUUGUAUUUGGGAUCAGGAUGCCGCUGCUUUCUACAUGACGCAGAACUAA
Molecule: messenger RNA, 555 nt
Organism: Cantharellus anzutake
Lineage: Eukaryota; Fungi; Basidiomycota; Agaricomycetes; Cantharellales; Hydnaceae
Exons: 6
Coding region: 1-555 (184 amino acids)
Source: RefSeq, a predicted model, not a curated record